UAUUAAUCGAUUGGUCCCCAGCUCAAAAAAUGAAAUAAAGACCAAGACAGAUCGAUGCAUCAAAGCCAGUGCUUACUAUAAGUACUUUAGAAGCAUUUAACAAUGCUGAAGGGCAAGAAGUAGAAAUCAAAAACACAGAAUAAAUCAUUACACCUGAUUAGCUCAUGAAAGAAAAGUAAAUUGCACAUAUUUAUUUUAUUACCAAAAGAGGGGUACAAGAGAGUGGAAUUCACUUUUCUUUAAUGUGAAAUUUCUUUUCUUGCUCCUCCUUACCCGCCUUAUUUAUUUUAUAUUAUACUCAUUAUUAUUUAGACCUAAAUAAUAUGAAGAGCCCUCACUAAAAUCACAACUUCCAUCAAGAUGUCGUGAAGAUUAUAUUUAAUACAAGGCACCUGUAUAUCCAGAUGCUACUACUUAUGAAUUGACUGAGGAAGAUUUACAUUUCCUCUCAACCAUCAAUGAGAAACUCUAAAUACCUAUUACUAUUGAAGACUUUGAGUUAUAUCUUGCAUUACUUGAUACUAAGAGUGGAAAAGAUGUUGAAAUUGAUUUUUGUGAGUUUUUAAAACUUAAACCAAAUUUACCAAAAACCAUUAGCUAAUAAAUUGUUGCCCAGGAAUAACUAUACAACUAUUUUAAAAAGUAGAGACAACAUUUCUCUCGGUCACUUACAAGAUUCCUCAUGCAUCCAUAUUAUGAAGAUAGUAAUCCUCAUUUAGCAUUUCGGCCUAGAACUUAGCCUAUUGAUAGAACAAUGAAAUUAAGGAGAGUAAAUCCUUAAAAUACAAGAGGUGUUAAUGAAAUGGAAUGUUUAGGUUAAAAGAUAGUCUUGUUAAAAAAAGAUCUUUUGAUUGUUUCAAAUAUAAUUGAUUAGAGCAUUUAGAGAGAAAAGGCAAUGGAGAUUGAAAGAAGAUUUAAUUUUUGCAAAUUUAUAAAAGAGUUUUUCGAUUCAUCUAAAAAAGAAAAAGAUAAUAAUGCAGAAAUAAGAUUAUGGUCUAAAGAUUGUUUUGUUAGAGAAUGUUUAGAUAAAUGUUCAAUUAAUAUUAUAGAAAGAGCUGAUGAAAUGUUUGAUAGUAUUUCAAAAGAAAUACUUUAAUGGAGAGAAUUAAAUGAAUAGCAAAAGAGAGAAAAACAAAGAAAAGAAGAUUAAAUUCUUAAAUUUGAAAAAUAAAUUGAAGAUCUUAUUGCUGAUAAAUCUAAAUUUGAAGAAAAACCACCUAUUAUUCCUCCAAUAGAAUUUACCUAACCUAUUCAACCUCCUCCACCUCCAAUACCAUAGAUUACAUAAGAACCUCCUGAUGAAAAAAUGGAAAGUGUAGCUAAAUUCCUAGCUACUUUAUAUUUAGAAGCUAGAAAAUAUCAAUUAAAUUUUGAUUAAGUUUUAUCAGAUUCAUUUCCCAUCUAUAAAAUUUAGAAUGCUCAAUAAUAAGUGAAUUCAAAAAGUAUAUUUCCAUUUUCUUUGAUGUAAAUUGAAGGAAAUGAUAUUGUAUAUAAGGUUAGGAAGGAUAGUUGUUUAGAAAGAAAGAAUGGGGCUUAUUGGGAGAGUUAUCAAGAUUAACAAUUAACAAGUACAUUAUAUUAUUAGCAUUAAUAUUUCAAAGAAAAAGUCAAUGACAUCAUGGAGAUAGCUGAUAUGGAUCAAAUGGUUUAUGCUCAAGGAAUGGAUGAUGAUAAAUUAGAUGAGGAAGAAAAAUUAUUCAAAAAAAAAGUAAAGAGUAGUUCGACAAGAAUAACAAAUACAAAUGGUGGUCAAUUAAAAUGA
Molecule: messenger RNA, 1762 nt
Organism: Paramecium sonneborni
Lineage: Eukaryota; Ciliophora; Oligohymenophorea; Peniculida; Parameciidae
Source: the annotation of a GenBank genome assembly